This is a messenger RNA of Rubroshorea leprosula, 558 nucleotides long. The record is from the annotation of a GenBank genome assembly. NCBI's taxonomy places the organism in Eukaryota, Viridiplantae, Streptophyta, Magnoliopsida, Malvales, Dipterocarpaceae.
GAUAUUAUUUUUUGUCGCAAAUCUGUAAAUCUGUAAGUGAAGAUGAUUAUACCCAAGAAACUUACCGAUCAGAUGCAAGUCAGGGCAAAGAAACAACUUAACGAGAAAUCUGAGACAGAUCUGAAGUUGGAGAUACAGUUUAACUUGACCAGACAUUCAAGUCUUGCUAAGGAGGGUCUAAAGACUAAUACAGAAGACCAGAUAGCGAUGGCAACAGUCUCCGCCCCUUAUUCCCAUCCUGAGAGGAUGAUGACUGGCGGAGAGGACGAUGACUGGCGGAGGAGAGGCAGAUCUGUUCUGUCGAUGGAAGAAGGAGGUGAGCGGCGAAGGGCUGAGAUCGGGGAGGUAAUUGUGGAGUCGCCGACGGCUGGGAUCGGCGAGGCAGUUGGCUGACGGUGACUUCGCUUGCUCUAUUUUGUUUUAGCUUCUGCGUCUGGAUUUUGCUUUUGCACAAACGAAGGGCCUGCUUUUUGGUUUGGUUAAAACCCCAUUUUGGUCCCUGAACUAUUGUGCGGACCCACGAUUUGGUUCCUAAACUAAAAAAAUCCCUAAUUUGAU